Messenger RNA from Myotis daubentonii (Daubenton's bat), 615 nucleotides. RefSeq lists its product as uncharacterized. NCBI's taxonomy places the organism in Eukaryota, Metazoa, Chordata, Mammalia, Chiroptera, Vespertilionidae. The record is from RefSeq and is a predicted model, not a curated record.
AUGCCCGGGCCCCGAGGGGGCGGGGCCUCGGAUGAGCGCCGCUUCCUCCCGCCCUGCCGUUCCCCUACCAGUGCCCCGUCCCCCCCCUCGUCCCCCCUCCCGCCUCGCCACGCGCCCGUCACCCUCCAGUCGGACGCCCGUUGCCCUGGCAACCGUCGCGCCGCGUCUUCCUGGGCAAGCUCCCUUUGGCCCGCAGAUCCUAUCGCCCGCUCCCCGCUGCCCCGCGAUUUUCGGGUGGGCUCAGAGGCGGAGGGACACCAAAAAAUGGCGGAGCGGAGCCAGACGGCGCUUGAGGCAGGCAAUGAUUUGGGAAAGGACGAUGCCAUCGGAGGGAAUGUGAACAAAUAUAUGGUGCUUCCAACUGGAUACUGUGGACAGCCCAAGAAAGGACAUCUUGUCUUUGAUGCUUGCUUUGAGAGUGGUAACCUUGGACGGGUGGACCAGGUCUCUGAGUUUGAGUAUGAUUUGUUCAUUAGGCCGGAUACCUGUAAUCCACGCUUCCGAGUCUGGUUCAACUUUACUGUUGAAAAUGUGAAAGAAUCACAGGCUGUUGGAAAACUCAGAGUCAGUUUUAUAGCCUUCUCUAAUGAUUUUGCUUGUGUUUCUGUGUACUGA